AUGAGGCAUAUUUCAAAUGUUUUUGCCGGAUUUGGCCUCGUCGCUUCUCAAUCAAAUGAUUGCCCAAAUCAAGACGCUUACGAUGCUUGCCAAGCUCACAACAGCGGAGUUUUCGAAGAUUGCAUCGCAUCAUGCGAAGACAGCCGAUGCCAGGCAAUUUGUCUAGAGAACAAUCAACUUGCAAUGGACGACUGUCCAUGCUCAACCAAUUGCCCGAACGGAUGUGAUGGCUGUCAGAGCACUUUCUGCGGUGCUUGCGACAAUCCACAAGCUAAUGACGUCAACUAUCAAGUCUGCGUUGACAAGAACUCCGGUUUCCUGGAUUUUUGCUUGAAGCAGUGUUCUAAUGAUCCGACUUGUCACAGAACUUGCUACGAUGAGUAUGAGUCCAAUCUUGAGGACUGCCCUUGCAUGAAAAACUGCCCUAAUGGAUGUCCUUGCGAAGACUCAACAAAGGCAAGCGAUCUGGAGCUUGAUCGAGUCAACUAUUUGAUUGGAAGCGAAGGUGAUUUCCUUGAACAACGAUAUUACUCGACUCCGGAGCCUCGAGUUGGUUCAAACGGAUAUCUUUACAAAGCUGGUCAUGCCAUGCUCAAGGGUCAGCUCUACCUUUUCGGCGGCGACUACGACUUUCGACGGGUGAGCAUUCUGGCUGGAUGCGAAUUUGUCGAUUUCGAUUACAAGCUGCUCACCAAUUUUGACGCGUACUUCGGCUCUGUUGCUGUCCAAAAUGAUUCAGAAGUCUAUCUUUGCUUCCGAAACAAUCCGUCCAAGACUUGCGAGGUGUUCAACGGCUCUAGCUCUCGAAUUGAAGCAAGAGAGACGAAUGUUGGUCACUAUCGAGGUGCACUUGGAAUGUAUGAAAAUCAACCUAUUGCUGUCGGCGCUUGGUCCGCGACAGAAGGGAUGAAAGUUGAAAUUCUCGGCGAAGCCGCUUGGGAGCUCGUGCAGGACCAUCCAGAAACACACUACAGUGCUGGAGUGGUGACAGUACCAGAAGGAAUUCUCUCCGUGGGUGGAUACAGUUACGAAACCAACGCUGCGAUGAGGGACGUCUAUCUCUUCAGCAAUCUUGAAUGGUCACGUGUUGGAGAACUCAAUUUUGCAACUCGGUACAACACAGUUUACGCUCUUGGCAAUAAGAUUUUCUCAAUCGCCGGAAAUCAGAGUCCUUACCAGUCGGAAAAGUUCACUUGGGAUGAAGGCUCCAUUUCGGACCAAGAAAUGGUAAUGGGCCAUGGUCGGCAGUUCACAAGACCAGUGGUUUGGGAAUCAGAGCCUGGCCAGUGUGAAGAUUCCUGCGAAAAUUUCUGUUUUGCUCCUUGA
Oikopleura dioica is the source of this 1326-nucleotide messenger RNA. The record is from the annotation of a GenBank genome assembly. NCBI's taxonomy places the organism in Eukaryota, Metazoa, Chordata, Appendicularia, Copelata, Oikopleuridae.